CACGUUUAUGUACAUCCCUUCUGACAACGCCUAAGCGAAGUGGCUUCCUUGCUCCUUCGUUCGCCCUCGGUUCGUGAGCCAACGUCCACGACUCCAGCGCGGCUAAUACCCCAACGAGAAUCUGCAACUUUAUGCCCUGGCUACGAACGCGGACACCUUCUUCUCCCUAUAUCUCGAGGAAGAAGAUAGGACGCAGAUACCUGAACUCCGAAGAAUGCGAACCUGCAGCGAUAAGUCAAGAGUACGUGUAUUGGUUUAGGGAGAAACCAUAUUAUCUUUUGGCUGAUGUGUGGCUCUAUGUGCAGCUCAAUGAAUACUUAGCAGCUGUUAUGCGAAAAACCAGUAAUAUUUCCCUAAUGUAAUGUGAACAGCAAUGGAAAGAUGUCGC
This is a messenger RNA of Cucurbitaria berberidis CBS 394.84, 388 nucleotides long. RefSeq lists its product as uncharacterized. The record is from RefSeq and is a predicted model, not a curated record. NCBI's taxonomy places the organism in Eukaryota, Fungi, Ascomycota, Dothideomycetes, Pleosporales, Cucurbitariaceae. The coding region runs from base 132 to 362 and encodes 76 amino acids. The transcript has a single exon.